This is a messenger RNA of Styela clava, 2265 nucleotides long. RefSeq names its product L-proline trans-4-hydroxylase-like. The record is from RefSeq and is a predicted model, not a curated record. NCBI's taxonomy places the organism in Eukaryota, Metazoa, Chordata, Ascidiacea, Stolidobranchia, Styelidae.
UGACUCUUCGGGCGUGGCGCAAUCUAUUAAGGUAGCCAAAUGCCUCGUCAUCUAAUUAGUGACGCGCAUGAAUGGAUUAACGAGAUUCCCUCUGUCCCUGUCUGCUAUCCGGCGAAACCACAGCCAAGGGAACGGGCUUGGCGGAAUUAGCGGGGAAAGAAGACCCUGUUGAGCUUGACUCUAGUCCGACUUUGUGAAGAGACAUGAGAGGCGUAGGAUAAGUGGGAGGCCUUCGGGCCGACAGUGAAAUACCACUACUCCCACUGUUUUUUUGCUUAUUCAGUAAAGCGGAAAGCGACCCGGCAACCCCCGGGUCACACAUCUGGCCUUAAGCCGGCGGCGUUCGGUCGCCGGCGAUCCGCUCUGAAGACGGUGUCAGGCGGGGAGUUUGACUGGGGCGGUACAUCUGUCAAAGAGUAACGCAGAUGUCCUAAGGUGAGCUCAGCGAGGACGGAAACCUCGCGUAGAGCAAAAGGGCAAAAGCUCACUUGAUUUGGAUUUUCAGUAUGAAUACAGACCGCGAAAGCUUGGCUAUCGAUCCUUUUGAGUUUGCGAGUUUCAAGCAAGGGGUGUCAGAAAAGUUACCACAGGGUUAAUAUUUGAAUCAGGAAUUUUUUUAGCAAUUGUUAUCUUGGAACACGCUACCAAUAAAGUAAUAAUAUAUAUAACAUUUACUCCAUUGAAGCAAUUUCGGUGACUCAUCAGAUACAUUAUGGAGCACGAUGGAACAAAGCUACCAAUAUAUGAAAGGAAACCUGGACAAAAAUUUGAAGUUACUGAAUCCAUGAAGCAUGAAUUCUCUAAAAACGGAUUCAUUAUCGUCAGGAACUUAUUUUCGGACGAAGAAAUCACGAAAUUGCGAAAAAGUUUGGAAUCACCUGAGUCAGAACUGAUGAAAAGGUCUUAUAGUGAUUCAGAUGGCGAUGGUGGGAGAAUAAGAAUAAUUUUAUGGAAUCAUCCUGGAGAUGAUUAUAGUGGUGUUAUGGGAAGAUGUGAAAGAGUGGUUGGAACAUGCGAGAAGCUAAUCGGAGGAGAGGUUUUCCACUACCAUACUAAAAUGAUUUUGAAAGAUGCUCGAACAGGAGGAGCUUUUCAGUGGCAUCAAGAUUACGGAUAUUGGUAUCUUAAUGGAAUUUUACGACCAGAUAUGAUCUCAGUUCAAGUAGCAGUUGACGAUGCCGACAAAGGAAAUGGCGCUUUGCAGGUCGUCAAAGGUUCACAUAAAAUGGGAAGAAUUGAUCAUACCAGAAUCGGAGACCAGGCCGGAGCGGACCCGAAAAGAGUGACUGAGGCAUUGAAAAUUAUGGACAAAAUAUACGUAGAGUUGAAAGCUGGCGAUGGAUUAUUCUUCCACUGCAACCUUUUGCAUACCAGCGAUAAAAAUUUAAGCGAUCGCAGAAGAUGGGCUUAUAUUUCUUGCUAUAACAGGGCAGAUAACGACUCAUAUCAAGAUCAUUUUCACGCACGAUACACUCCUCUGAAAAAGGUGCCCGAUUCUUCCGUGCUCGAAUGUGACGACUUCAAUACGAUGGAUGGAAAAUGGUUCCACGUUCCCGAUCAAAACAAAGAUUUUUCUUAUGAAUACAUUCCAGAGAAAAAACAAUAAAUUAAUUUCCAAUUUUUGUUGUUGUCUCGUGUAAAUACGAUACCAAAUAUAUACCCAAAACUAAACUGCAUGUUUGAAACUUCUGGCAGAUAAAGAGACAUGUAAAUAAUGCAAUACCACUGAAUAUUCAUCAAUUGAAUUGAUACUAGUAUUGUUUUAGCGCAUCUCAGCUGUAUAAGAAACUCAUGCUACAUUCCUAUUCGAUGUUAACCUCUUAAUCUCUUUCCAUUAUUCGCCCUAAAGCGCUUCGCGCUAUGGUAUUUAUAUUAUGAGAUUGCUUCCAUUUUUGGACAAAACUGUAUUGUUUCUGCGGAAUUAUGUUUAUCGUUAAUGCUAUAUCUCGUCACUCUAAACCUAAAGUGAUAUGAUUUUAAGGUAAUAUAUUUUUAGAGGUUCCAUGUCUUUAAUAUUUAUCUAUUGUAUAUAUAUCUCGGCACAUGUAGUAACAGAGCUAAAAGUCUCCAUCGAAUUCGAGCUACCUGCCGAAAAAAAUAUAAGAGUGAAUGGUUUCAUUCCGCUUUUCGAAUCCAUACUAUAUAUACGGGCGGAUCCAACUUGUAGUUUUGAGUGCUCGAAAAUAUAAUCACUGCAUGUCUCGAGUUCAAAUGAGUAGCCUACCACUAAAUAUUACGGGUGCUUUCUGGUGAGUAGGCGCUAUG